CUUGGCGGUCUGCGGGGGAGAUCAGAGGGAGGGACGCUCGUAGAAACCGUGACACGCUAGCUUCAGCAGAGUAGCUGCAAGGCAAUUACAGCAGAGACGUAUCGAGGGAGGGUGGCGACCGAAACUAAUCAAAAAAGGCCGUCCAGCACCUGAACCAUCAAUCGGCUGUACGAGGAAAGGCGAUCAAUCUGCCUGCGGUUAACCUUCGGAAGAAACGCGGAAGUGUAAUUCAACGUCAACGUGUUUUUUUUUGUUGUUUUUUUUUUUUUAGUGACUUAUUAUCAUCGGUGACAACAUGGCUGAAUGUAACGUUAGCAUCGACAAGAAUAAACUACCUGGAGUGAAAGAGGUGUGCCGAGACUUUGCUGUGUUGGAGGACCACUGCCUGGCCUACAACCUCCAGGAGCAAGAAAUUGAGAGCCACUUGGCGUCCAACGUCAAUAAGAGCCGUCUGGUGCAGAAGGACCUGCAGGUGGCCAAGAAGCUGCAGGAGGAGGAGGAUAAGAGGGCCAAGGUCCAGAGCCAGAAACAGUUUGUUGAGCUGGACCUCAGUGAGCGCCAAGACAAUGAGAUCGCACAGGAGAUUCAGGAAGAACUGGUCCGACAGGCAGAACAGCAGCGACAGCAGGAAGAGAAGGAUGCGGCCAUCGCUCGCAAGCUGCAGGAGAGGGAGAUGAAAGAGGAAAGGAAGCGACAGAAGCAGCUGGAAGCAAACUUUGACGAGGAGUACUUCGAGGAUCAUGGAGCUGCUGCAAGAAGACCCCUUGACUUAGACAAACCCACCCGUCACAAAUCCACAUCCCCAGGCCGUUACGAUGCACAUGCUCCAGUGAGCUCACGUCGUGAUUACUCCCCAGAUUAUAGCUCCUUAGAGCCCAAAAGGAGCAGGUACCCAAGACAGGACCCCGCAGCACCCCACAGCCGCUCCAGAUACCCUGAGCACUACCUAGUGGGAGAAGGAGGGCGGAGCAAGCAUGCAGAUCCGUACCCAGAGCAUCUGCUGCCCUCCAGAGGGAAGCACUGGGACAGGUAUCCAGAUUAUGAGCCCACAGAGACUGGCAGAGCAAGGGGCCCAUGGGGAGAGGAACCCGAGACAGUGGUGAGGAGGAAGGAGAGACCAGCCAGACCACCUCCACCGCAGAGCCCCAUAGAGAGAGACAAGGACUGGGAGAGGGACAGGGACAGGCAACGAGACAGAGUUCAGGGAAGAGGCAUAGAAUCUGAGAGGCAGAUGUUAAAAGACCAGAGGAAAGACAGGGAGCAGGACUAUAGAAGGCGAGAGAGAAGAGAUGGGGAAAGAUCCAGAGACCGAGUACAGAGUGGGGACAGAUACAGAGAAACGGACAGGCAGAGACAGAAGGAGAACGAUAGAGGCAGACAACGAGCAAGAGCCAGGAGCAUGGAGAGGGGACUUGAAGAAGAUCCGAGGCCCAGCAGAGACUGGCCGAGGGAGGGCAGGGCUUCUUUGGAGGAGGAGUGGGAUGACGGUGAGAGGGAGAGGAGGGCGAGGGGCCGGCAGCACUUCAACUCAGGUGCUGAAGAGGUGUUUGAGGAGCUCAGGAGCAACGAAGGGAGAGGGGACAGCAGACAGUGGGAGGGUCCCAGCAGAAAACGGAGUGACACUCACCCCGACGAAGAGACAGGACGUAUUGUGCACAAAGGGAGUGGAGCGGUAGUAGCAGAAACUGAGUUCAAAUUGAGCGAGGCCACCAAGGGGUUGACAAACCUUGAUCUCCGUGAGCUGGAGCUGAAGGACAUGGAGGUGGCCAGGAAACUGCAAGAGGAAGAAAUCAAAGCGAGCAAGUUGCAUGUGCGUGCCGCCCAAGUGGCGCAGGAUGAGGAAAUCGCUCGGCUCAUGAUGGAACAAGAGAAAAGGGAAUACAAAAAGAAUCGAGAACGGGAGCACGAGAGAGAGCGGGAGAAAGAGAAGGAGCGAGAGAGGGAGAGGUUGGCCAUGGAGAGGAUGGCGAUGGAAAGGAGGCGGCAAGAGGGAGACUACAGGCCAAGCUCGGAGGAAGUCGUCCGGCCCAGAACACGAGACGAGUAUGAUUACCAGAGGCAGAGGAACCACAAUAAGCCUGCCAGGCCUCCUCAGCCUCGAGCGCACGAUUAUGAGAAUGUGAACUCUGGCUACGGCUACUCGGAUCAUCCUGUUCCCCCUCGGGCUCCUGCCAGACCUGAGGCUGCUUACAAAGGUGCCUAUUACAAGCGGUGACUCAGGCUCUCUACCAUGUGCAGACAUGUUGUCAGUCCUCCUUCGUCCUCUUAUUUUUAUUAUUUAUCUUUUUGUUCUCAGCCAUUCACACUCUUUUGACCAAAAGCCUUGGGACAAUCUAAUGAGUUGGCAAUGGGAUUUUUUUUUUUUUUUUAAUACCCUCCAAAGUUGGGCCCAGAGUUAAAGAAGUGGGUCUCUGAGUGCUGGAACCACAGUAAUCGUCAUCAUCCUCCUCCUCCUCCUCCUCCUCAUCAUUAUCAUCAUCAUCAUCAUCAUCAUCAUCCUUUUUUUUUAUAGUGAUUUCAAAUUGUUAUUUCUUUUUAACUGACUCAACAUCAAGACAAGCUAAAAUCUGCACCUUGUGACAUAAACUCCCCUGAUUCUCAGCUGUUGAAAUCAAGGAACCGCCUCCUAACCUGCUGUGGUCGUCGUGUGCCGAUGUUCGUCCCCUCGGUGGACCACGCCGUCACAAGGGCUCAAGGCCUCCGCUGGAUAUAACCAUGCAAUCUCCAAUUUCCUCAUGACUCUUCAUGGGACGUGCCUGUCUGCGCCAACAUGGCUGCUACAGUGUCUUAGGUACCAACAUGGCAGCUGCUUUGUACACCCCUGCUGCAGUUCUGUUCUGUUGUCGCGUCGUGCAACGAGGCCACACAGGCCCGUUCCACACAGUGUUCGACUCUGGGGGGGGGAAACAUUUCUGUUGCUGUAUUCACACAAAACAUAUAAAAUAAGCCUUUAUCAAGAUGCUGGUGGUUUUGGCUCUGACGUGUUUGCAACCUUGUUCCCAUGCAGAGGGAGGUGGAGCUUUGUGAUGAUCCAUUGGACAUUUAAUUGGCUGCUUGUUUUCUCUGCUUGUGCGUGGCACUUUCUUUUCUUCUCUUUUCUUUUCUAACCCCAUCACCCUCAAACUGAAAGCAGAUGGAUGAUAUUCUGUGUAAGACUCAUUGUUUCUAUGUGCAUGCUUACUGAAAGUAUACAACUGUGUACAUGCAUUUCAGCUGUAAAUGAUCUGGCUCCCUCUUUAUCGUCAGAAAGGGCUAAAGCCACAAAAAGCAAAUAGUCUUCUUUUUGUGAAUGAAGCUUAUAUACUACUGUACUAUGUAUCACUUUUCUGUCACAAUUUCAUAUCGGCUUGUCAUUUACAAACCAAAACUGGACCAUAAAAGAACCAGUACCAAAAUGAAAUGCAUGUACAUUGCUUGUCUGUGUUCAUGCUUGUGCUUAACGCACAGACAUAGUGCGGUUGAAAAAUGUUUUAGUUUUAUUUGAUUGUAAAUAUCCUGUUUUUUUUUUGUUCUGUUUUGUUUUUUUAACUUGUGUUACCAAAUCAUGUUCCCCAUUGUGGAAAAUACAAAAUCCUCUCUUCAGUCCAGUUAUCUUGUGUCCUGCUCGUUAUCUUUGCUCAGAAAAGGGAGCCUUAUAUUUUAUUUUUUAUACAAUAUUUUAUUGAUUUUUCCUCAGAUUGUUCUGUUCAUUUUCCGCUCCCUCAAGCUUUCCUGCUGUCACUUCCAGUCCUCUUCUCUCUGUCUCAAACUUGAAGGCAGACAUUACUUCCUGCCUGCAGAAAAAGCAAACAUUCCCACAAUAGUCGUGCAUUUGGAUGGAGGGAAAGCAGUCACAUGAUCACAGGAUGUAAAUUAUAAAUCACUGUUCAAAGGGACCUAUUUCAGUGUGUUUACUCUUCUAAGAUACAAUACUUUCUGUUCAUAUUGAAUGAGAAUGAUAAAGGAAAAUGAAAAGCACAUUCAGACUUUUGAGUUUAAGGAAAAUAUUAAUUUUGGCCAUGAAGUGAGUCACUUCACUUUAGUGAACAUCCAGCGCUGCUUUCAGGUUCUCAUGUUGUAAUAGAAGAUCCUGAAGUGCUUCCAAAAUGAUUCCCUCCAUGUCCAGAGAAAAUUAGCAGAGUGAAAUAUGUUCGUUGACGAGGAUAAACCCGCCGGUGUUAUUGAACUAUAAUAUGUGCUUAUUGCUGUUGACCAGAUGAGAUUUGUGCCAUACGUUUGUAAUUUUUUCAGGGACUUGGAAAUGGGGAAAGCUCAUAGAGUUGUUGUGGUUGUAGCAGAGCUGCCACACCCGCCAAGAUGGGACUCUUAAUUUAUUCUUUGGUGAGAGCGCCACCCUGUGGACAUGUCGACAAAUGAAGAGAAGUGUAGAAAAUUGAUCAGGAUGCGUCUUUGUGUAUUUGUGGAUGUUGUGCGUCAGACGUUACGUUGGAAUCGAGUGCUGUCUACAUCGGGGGGGAAAAAAACAUCAAGUGUUAACGUUUUUAAUUUUCUUUAAUCCAGGGCUUGUAUGCAAUCUACCAAUCAUGAUCCAACACGUGUGUGUGUGUGUGUGUGCGCUGGAACUUGCUGUAACUGAACUUUUUUUAAAGUGAAACGAAUUAACAAGUUGCUUUUACCUAUAGCAUCUCAAAAUGUAAUAAAGUGUAUCAGCAUUUC
Messenger RNA from Acanthopagrus latus (yellowfin seabream), 4656 nucleotides. RefSeq names its product coiled-coil domain containing 50 (gene ccdc50). The coding region runs from base 296 to 2215 and encodes 639 amino acids. Gene Ontology annotation, molecular function: ubiquitin protein ligase binding. Gene Ontology annotation, cellular component: cytoplasm. Lineage: Eukaryota; Metazoa; Chordata; Actinopteri; Spariformes; Sparidae. The record is from RefSeq and is a predicted model, not a curated record. The transcript has 12 exons.